Aspergillus puulaauensis is the source of this 507-nucleotide messenger RNA. RefSeq names its product peroxiredoxin family protein. The transcript is spliced from 3 exons. Gene Ontology annotation, cellular component: cytoplasm; mitochondrion; peroxisome. The coding region runs from base 1 to 507 and encodes 168 amino acids. Lineage: Eukaryota; Fungi; Ascomycota; Eurotiomycetes; Eurotiales; Aspergillaceae. Gene Ontology annotation, molecular function: thioredoxin peroxidase activity. Gene Ontology annotation, biological process: cellular response to oxidative stress; hydrogen peroxide catabolic process; cell redox homeostasis. The record is from RefSeq and is a predicted model, not a curated record.
AUGUCUGGACUCAAGGCCGGUGACAGCUUCCCCGCUGACGUUACCUUCUCGUACAUCCCCUGGUCUGAGGAACAGGGCGAGAUCACCUCCUGCGGUAUCCCCAUCAACUACUACGCCUCCAAGGAGUGGGCCAACAAGAAGGUCAUCCUCUUCGCCCUCCCUGGUGCUUUCACCCCCGUCUGCUCUGCUCGCCACGUCCCCGAGUAUAUCGAGCGCCUUCCCGAGAUCCGCGAGAAGGGUGUCGACGUUGUUGCUGUCCUCGCCUACAACGAUGCUUUCGUCAUGAGCGCCUGGGGUAAGGCCAACGGAGUCAAGAACGACGACAUUCUCUUCCUUUCGGACCCCGAGGCCAAGUUCUCGAAGAGCAUCGGCUGGGCCGACGACGAGGGCCGCACUAAGCGUUUCGCCAUCGUCCUCGACCACGGCAAAGUCUCCUACGCCGCUCUCGAGCCUGCUAAGAACCACCUUGAGUUCUCUAGCGCCGACGCUGUUAUCAAGAACCUGUAA